Cavia porcellus (domestic guinea pig) is the source of this 12569-nucleotide messenger RNA. RefSeq names its product Cbl proto-oncogene (gene Cbl). Gene Ontology annotation, biological process: negative regulation of epidermal growth factor-activated receptor activity; cell surface receptor signaling pathway. Gene Ontology annotation, molecular function: calcium ion binding; SH3 domain binding; receptor tyrosine kinase binding. The record is from RefSeq and is a predicted model, not a curated record. NCBI's taxonomy places the organism in Eukaryota, Metazoa, Chordata, Mammalia, Rodentia, Caviidae. Gene Ontology annotation, cellular component: plasma membrane; membrane raft. The coding region runs from base 349 to 3096 and encodes 915 amino acids. The transcript has 16 exons.
GAGGCGGGCGCGGAAACUUGGCUGCAGCUUUCCGGGGGCUGUGGGCCAGCCGGCGCUCGCGAAGGGCGGCGCGGGAGGGGGCCGCGGCCAGGUCCCGACGCGGCCGCCCGCUCCCACGAGCUCGGCAGUCGGCAGUCGGCAGUCCGGGCGGGCCCGCCCGCCGUCCUCGCUGAAGGGGCGCGCCCCGCGCUGCCCGGCGCCGCCCACUCCGCUCCCCGCAGCCGCUCCUCCCUCCGCCCGGAGAGCCGCCGGCGGCGGCCGGAGAGGCCCCUCCUUCGCGUCCUUCUUUCCCUCGCUCGCAGCCGAGCGCAGCCGCCGACCCGGCUGGGCCCGCGACCCUCUCCGGCCAUGGCCGGCAACGUGAAAAAGAGCUCAGGCGCGGGGGGCGGCGGCGGCUCUGGAGGCUCGGGCGCGGGCGGCCUGAUCGGGCUCAUGAAGGACGCUUUCCAGCCGCACCACCACCACCACCACCUCAGCCCGCACCCGCCGGGGACUGUGGACAAGAAGAUGGUGGAGAAGUGCUGGAAGCUCAUGGACAAGGUGGUGCGGUUGUGUCAGAACCCAAAGCUGGCGCUAAAGAAUAGUCCGCCUUAUAUUUUAGACCUGUUGCCCGACACCUACCAACAUCUUCGUACUAUCUUGUCAAGAUACGAGGGGAAGAUGGAGACGCUUGGAGAAAAUGAGUAUUUCAGGGUGUUCAUGGAAAAUUUGAUGAAGAAAACUAAACAGACCAUAAGCCUUUUCAAGGAGGGAAAAGAAAGAAUGUAUGAAGAGAAUUCUCAGCCUAGGCGAAACCUAACCAAACUGUCCCUGAUCUUCAGCCACAUGCUGGCAGAACUGAAAGGCAUCUUUCCAAGUGGACUCUUUCAGGGAGACUCAUUUAGGAUCACUAAAGCUGAUGCUGCGGAAUUUUGGAAAAAAGCUUUUGAAGAAAAGACAAUAGUCCCUUGGAAGAGCUUUCGACAGGCCCUCCAUGAUGUUCAUCCUAUCAGUUCUGGACUCGAGGCCAUGGCUCUGAAAUCCACCAUUGAUCUGACCUGUAAUGAUUAUAUUUCUGUUUUUGAAUUUGACAUCUUUACACGACUUUUUCAGCCCUGGUCCUCUUUGCUCAGGAAUUGGAACAGCCUUGCUGUAACGCAUCCUGGUUACAUGGCUUUUCUGACAUAUGAUGAAGUGAAAGCUCGGCUCCAGAAAUUCAUUCACAAACCUGGCAGUUACAUCUUCAGGCUGAGCUGUACUCGUCUGGGUCAGUGGGCUAUUGGGUAUGUGACUGCUGACGGCAACAUUCUGCAGACGAUCCCUCACAAUAAGCCUCUCUUCCAAGCACUGAUCGACGGCUUUCGGGAAGGCUUUUACUUGUUUCCUGAUGGACGAAAUCAGAACCCUGACCUGACAGGCCUGUGUGAACCAACUCCCCAAGACCACAUCAAAGUGACCCAGGAACAAUAUGAAUUGUACUGUGAGAUGGGCUCCACGUUCCAGCUGUGUAAAAUAUGUGCUGAAAAUGAUAAGGAUGUAAAGAUUGAGCCCUGUGGACAUCUCAUGUGCACAUCUUGUCUGACAUCCUGGCAGGAAUCAGAAGGUCAGGGCUGUCCCUUCUGCCGCUGUGAAAUCAAAGGGACAGAGCCCAUUGUGGUGGAUCCGUUUGACCCUCGAGGCAGUGGCAGCCUGUUGAGGCAAGGAGCAGAAGGAGCUCCCUCCCCAAAUUAUGAUGAUGACGAUGAUGAACGAGCUGAUGAUUCUCUCUUCAUGAUGAAAGAAUUGGCUGGUGCCAAGGUGGAACGGCCCCCUUCUCCGUUUUCAGUGGCCCCACAAGCUUCCCUCCCCCCAGUGCCACCACGGCUGGACCUUCUGCAGCAGCGGGUGUCUGUUCCUCCAAGUGCUUCUGGUCUAGGAACUGCCCCCAAGGCUGCCUCUGCAUCCCUCCAUAAGGACAAGCCCUUGCCAAUCCCGCCUACACUUCGAGAUCUUCCACCACCCCCGCCUCCAGAGCGACCGUAUGCAGCUGGAGCAGAAACGCGACCUCAGAGACGCCCCCUCCCCUGUACACCAGGCGAUUGUCCAGGCAGGGACAAACUGCCCCCUGUACCCUCUAGCCGUCUUGGGGACUCAUGGUUGCCCCGGCCAAUCCCCAAAGUACCAGUAGCUACUCCAAGCCCCAGUGACCCCUGGACUGGCAGAGAAUUAACCAACCGGCACUCACUUCCAUUUUCGUUGCCCUCUCAAAUGGAGAGCAGAGCAGAUAUGGCUAGGCUUGGAAGCACGUUCAGUCUGGAUACCUCCCUGAAUAUGAGUAAUAGUCCAUUAGCAGGUCCAGAGUGCGAGCACCCCAAAAUCAAACCUUCCUCAUCUGCCAAUGCCAUUUAUUCACUGGCUGCCAGACCUCUUCCAGUGCCAAAACUGCCGCCUGGAGAACGGGGUGAGAGUGAGGAGGACACAGAAUACAUGACUCCCUCUUCUAGGCCGACAGGGCUUCAAAAGCCAGACUUGAAACGGCCUUCAGAGACAGCCCAGAGUUCACGAGCGGGUGACUGUGACCAGCAGACUGAUAGCUGCACAUACGAAGCAAUGUAUAAUAUUCAGUCCCAGGCGCCGUCUGCCACCGAGAGCAGCACCUUUGGUGAAGGCAUUUUGGCUGCAGCCCACACAAGCACUGGCCCUGAGGAAUCAGAAAAUGACGAUGAUGGCUAUGAUGUCCCUAAGCCACCGGUACCAGCUGUCCUAGCCCGCCGGACUCUCUCGGACAUCUCCAAUGCGAGCUCUUCCUUAGGCUGGUUGUCUCUGGAUGCUGAACCCUCAACAAAUUUUACUGAGGGUUCUCAAGUUCCCGAGCGGCCCCCAAAACCAUUUCCUCGGAGAAUCAACUCUGAACGGAAAGCAGGUAGCUGUCAGCAAGGCGGUGGUGUUGCCGUGGCCACCCCCGCUGCCACCCCAACGCCUCAGCUCUCCAGUGAGAUUGAAAACCUCAUGAGCCAGGGCUACUCCUACCAGGACAUUCAGAAAGCUUUGGUCAUCGCCCACAACAACAUUGAAAUGGCCAAAAACAUCCUCCGAGAAUUCGUUACUAUUUCAUCCCCUGCUCAUGUGGCCACCUAGCACAUCCCUCCCUAUCACAGCUGCGAGCAUCCAAGAGCUGGGCUCUUGAGGAGCAUCUAGGAGGGCAGAAGCUCUUUUGGGGACUUCACAGUGAGGUCCUGCCCUCUCUGUGAGUAUCAUACCAUGGUCCCAAGAUUUCAAAGCAGUGGAAUGAAAAUGGAGCAGCUAAUGUGUUUUAUUAUUGUAUUGUUCUUGGAGGUGUCCUUCAGUCCCUACUUGGAGAAAGUGUGGAUUUUUAUUACGUGGUAACCUUCCUGAGGAACAGUCCAGAAAGCAGUAGAAUAAGUAUUGUGCUGUAAACCCUAAUUGAGGACGUAAGACUUUCCUUGGUGGAGGAUAUGUUCAUGUCUGUCUGUCUGUCUGUGGUUGUGUGUCCUGUGAUGAUAAGAUUAUUCUGCUGGGUUAAUCUCAAGUGGGGAAUUAGUACAAGAGGUUCAGGAAGGAAUCUUUGGGAAGACUUCGGCUGCUGUGGUAUUCCACCCGGCUCCUGUGUGUACCACACCUUCAGCACUCCCCGUUGGCUUAGGUCAGCAUGUGCAUAGCUAAAACGUCGUGCAUUUUUAAGAACACUUUCCUGUCCUUUACCUCUCAGCCCACCCUCAGUGUUCUGUCAUUGGCAGUGGGCCUACAGUGGCUAGCCUUCCUGAGGCCACGCCCUUAGGGGGCGUUCUGUGUUGUGUGACAGUAUUGGUUUGUUUGGCCGAGGUAGGUAAGAGAGAAAGCACUGUGGCUGUGUCACUGUAGUCAUGUCUAAUGCUAGCAGUUAACACGGGGCACUCCAAAGCAGUGUGGUAGGAACAUUGGAUUUGCUGAAAUAAGAUUUGAAUUAUCCUAAUUACAUGAUGACUGAUGUGAGAUAGAGGCCUUCAGAUACAUUCCAUGUCCUCCCCAGUAAUUACUCUGUGGGAGUCCGUUGCCUUGAUGCCAGGCGUGUGAUCUGGUAUAGGUCAUGAGUCUUUCUACUUCACAGUAGGGGACGAACAUGUUUCCAGGAUGACUUUCUGGCCCAAACACCAUGAAACUUCUAGGAAAUUUCACUUAUAGGCUAUUUAGAUGCACAAAGUAGAUAGGAUUUAUCUGUUUAGUUUUUCUUUCCAGUUAAUCAGUUACAGCUUACAUGGGUAUCUUUUUGAACAUGAGCCAGAUUAGCUUUUCUUCAGAAAUGACUUUGUUUGUCCUUGUGGUAGGGCAGCAUUUUGUGGAUCAUUCGCACCUUUCCUGUAUUGGUGACUUGGUUUUCUCUCGUGCCUAGGGCUUUGGGAAUGAAAUGUUGCUUUCCUCCAUUUCUUGCCUUUUUUAUUCCCUUUAUGUGCCAUGUACACUGUGUUUACUCUCUGAAAUAAAUUACUCUAAUCAAAGAUAACAUGGGAAAAGGCUGGCAGUUUGUGACCUUGCAAGUCCAGCCGGGAGACCCUCUGUGCUGUGGAUGCUGCCCAGCGACUGAGCAGCGUGCACUCCUUCCCCUUGUCAGAAGCCAGCCUGCUGUCUGCAAAGUUACCUUCCUCAGGAUCAGUCCAGACGAGAAUGACCCUGCUAAAGCCAGCUUUCUUGUCCUGCUCUGAGUCUUCUCAGGGUGUCCAUCUGCUCCACAAUCUUGGUGUUUUAUCCUCUUGGCUCAAGCUAUGUAUAUUCCUAAAACAGACCGUGCAGGGCUUGAUGAGGCUUGCUGUGGUUGCUAGGGUCAUCUCCUGUCUCCCCCACAGGGGAGGAAACAGCGGAGCCCCCGUGGGCGCAGUUCCUGCACUGGGAUGGAGGGAGGCGGGGAAGGGGGCGGCAAGUAAGCAGCUGUGGGCUAACGUCCCCAUUCUAAAAGCAGGUAGUGUUUAGUUUUACAUUUUGCUUAAAUACUGAAGGCCUAAACUAAGAACUAGGAAAGGGAAAAUGCCAGCAGUUUCCAGGACUAUCCAGAUGAUCAGAUUUUUCUCUCUAGAUAUUUCUCUUAAUUUGAAGAUCUGUUAAGAAAAAAAGCUCUGGCUGCAUCUCUUCUGCCUGUCCAGUGCAUCCCCACCCUGCAUGAGAUUAUUGUCUGUCCUGGCCAAGCUGAAGUUUUUUCCUUUCUCUGCUGAGCAACUGUGUGGCUCUUCAAUCCACCCUGAAACUGAUGGUCCAGGCGUCUGUGUCAAGCCUGUGCACACUGGUGAGCUUGGGCAGUGAUUGGGUAGAUGAAAAUCUGCAGGUGUCAAAGGCUUUGGACCAUUGUGUCAUGCUCGUGCCUCAGGUGCUCAGAGAAAAUGCCAGGGUCUCAGCUGGAAAUUGACAACCUUAAGAAGGUUGUCACACAAUUCCUGUUUAGAGGAUGGACUCAAAAUGUAAAUUUCAUUCUACUUUUCUUUGAAGCAUCUAUUAUUCAUCUUUCAUUUGUAUUCUGACUGGGGGGGAAUUAGUACAAGAGGGGGUGGGGGACAUCUCGAGGGAUUGGGCCCAGGGCCUUUGCAUUGAGCCACAUUCCUAGCCUUUCUUUAAAUUCUGAGAUAGGGUCUUACUGAGUUGUGCAGGCUGGCUUGAACUUGCUGUUACCCUGCCUCAGCCUCUCAGAAUGCUGAGCUGAUGGGGUUACAGGUGUGUGGUGCUGUGCUGGACUUACACUCCAAUUUUGAAUACUCUGGCUCUUGCUCUGAAGUUAACUUAAAUUGCCAUUCAGUAGGCUUUGAGUUUGCCAUUUUUAGCGAGCCCAGUCCUUUUUCUCCCUCCCCAUUAGAAAUGGUUGAUAUGUUCAAGAAAACCACUUUAAUUUUUCUGUUUUUAAAGAUUCAUUAGGCUGUUGUAUUAACCCAAUUUUUUGUUUUCUGUGGGUUUUUUGUUUGUUUGUUUUUUGGUACCAGGGAUCAAACCCAUGACCUCACGCUUGCGAAGCAGGCACUUGUUUGGCUGAGCUAAAUCCCUGGCUGGCCUCAAUUUCCUAUUUUCUGUUUUGGUACCGAGAAUCAAACUAGGACUUGCACUUGCCAGGCAGGUGCUUUGCUAUGAGCUAAAUCCUUGGCCCUCUGUGUUUUUUGUGUGUUGCUUUACAUAAGCUGCCUCGUUGCGAGCUGGCUGUCGUGCAGCUUGCAAAACUGUACUUGCGCAGCUGCCCUUCCACACUCCUGCUAAAUCCGAAGUCCUCAGAGUGGAAAACCUGUGGGGUCUAGACUGUGCCUCCCCUUAGCUAAGCGGUGGAUUGGGUAGCCCGUCAUCUCAGCAUGUAUGUGCUAGUACUUAUGUAAAUACAGUGGUGGUCUCUCGCCGGGGUCAGCCCUUGGCUCCCGCCAGCCCUCUUUCCCCAGCCCCGCCCCCACAGCCUGCUGUUCUCCGGUGGUCUCUUCUCUUCUCAGCAGCCUCACCACCAGGUCUCAAGAUGCCGGGCAGUACUGUUCACAGCAUUCAGCAUUUACUUUGAACUGAAACAUUGGGGAGCUGGGCAUGGUGGCAUCAUUCUAGCACUCAGGAGGGUGAGGCAGAAGAAUCAUCUUGAGUUUGAGACCAACCUAGACUGCAUAAGCGAAUUCAAGGCCAGUCUGUACUGUACAGCAGGCCCUGUCUCAAAUUCCCCUCCAAAAUAUUGGGGUUGGGAAAGAUUUGUUGUUCUUCACUCUUAAAAUAUUUAUUUCCUGUGUAGGGAAGUAGAAUAUUUUAUGGUGGAAACAGCAGACUUUCAAAUCAGUUUUUAUAACACAACUUGCUUGCAAACUAAGGACCAGCUAUCUAUUCCCUUUAAGGUACAGUUAACAAUAUCUAGACGUUUGUGCUAAUUGUUCAGCAGUGUAUUAGUGCAGAAUGUUCUCCUACCUCACAUCAUGAAAGUCAAAAGCUUAUUGACCUUUCCAAACUCCCCGUCUUGCUUGUUGGCUUUCUUAACCACGAAUGACCACUAUCUGCUGAGCAGCAUAUUCUGACAGUUGGCCCAGCCACAGCAGUUCGAUGGUUCUUCAUUUAGCAGGUGUUUUGAGUACUGUGUGCCAGUGUGUCCUCCGUGCUACCACAGGGACUGCACUGGAACUGUGUGGCACGUAACUUCUUCCCAGUAAGGCGUACAGUUUAUAUGUAGCAUUUCGAUAUGACUUGCUGUCAUAGACCUGUCUUGCUAAAAAUUGCUCCAAGACUCUUCCAUUAAGCCCUGCUGCUGUCAUCAUUGUCCUCCUCCUUUUUUUUUUUUUUUUUUUUUUUUGAGACAAAAUCUUGUAUCAUUCAGGCUGGCCUUAAGCUGGUAGAAACCCUCCUGCCUCAGUCUUCACAAGUGCUGAGAAGGCAUGUGUGUGCCACCAUGCCCUGACUAACCCUGUUGUCUUCUACAGCUUUGAUAAUGUCUAGGAGAUUCCUUGGUCUUAAGUUUCAUUGAUACCCACUUGGCUGGUCACUGAGAAUUGAACUCAGUACCUUGCACUUGCCAAGCUGGCGCUUAUAUUGCUGAGCUGUAUCCUGGCCCUGACACCACCUCACCUUUGUUACAUAUUUCUAUAGGUCUGAUGAGUGGAUUGAAAGAUAUUUAGGCUCAGAGUUAACACAGUUGGGCAUUAAAUGUUUAAGCAAAGUGGUCUGCUUUUCAAUCUAGUAUCUCUCCAAGUACUCUUUUCAAUAGUGCCUUCUUUGAUCUUUUUAUUCGUCUGCUUGUGUUCCUGACACUCUUAGAAAGGUUUUUCUUUUUCACCCUCUGGCCUUUCGUCCCAGAGCAGGGAGCUCAAAGAUGCCAGGGUUUCCUGUCUACACAUCAUUCUCCUCCUAGACCUUAAAGCUUUGAAACCCAGUUGGAGAUACUUUUACCUCUGCAUAAUGCAUUAAUUAUGUUACUACUGUGAUCUCAGUCUGUGCUAGCAUCCUACCCCAUGCACCCUGCACCCCCACACCCCUACACCCCUGAAGCUGCAGUACUGGUCAUUGAACCCAGGGCCUUCCCACUGACCUACUAUCUCCAGCCUUUUGCAUUUGACGCAGAGUCUUGCUACAUUCACCAGGCUGGGCUCAAACUUGUGAUCCUCCUACAUCCAGCCCGUAGAGUGCUGGAAUUACAGGCAGAGGCCCCCAUGCCAGGCAUUUGGCUCUCUUUCCUUGGGAAUGCACAUAGCCAUUUAAUGCGUGGAGCAAGGCUAAUGGUGGAAUCAGAUCCAGCCUGAGCAUGAUUUUUGAGUGUGGUUUUUUGGGGGGUUUUUUUGUCUUUUUUGAGACAGGGUCUCGCUCUGCAGUUCAGGCUGGCCUUGAGCUCACUUUGUAGCUCUCGAAAUUGCAAUGAUCCUCCCACCUCAGCUUCCCAAGUGCUGGGAUUACAGGCAUGAGCCACCACGCUUGGCCGAUUUUUGAGAUUUUUUUGACUGCAGAAAAUUAUUAGAGCUAGCACUAUAAUAGAUAGAAGGAGGAAAAGGCGGGAUUGGAUGGGGUAAGUUCCAGACCAGGAUGCAGAUCUAACACCAUUUCUUUUUGGUGUUUUGAGGCAAGGUCUCGCUGUAUAGUUCAGGCUGGCCUUGAGCUCGUGGGGUCUUCCAGCCUCUGCCUCCCAAAGGCAGAUGACAGGCAUGCACCACCAUGCCUGGCUCUCACACCAUUUCUGUGUUCACAAUAACCUCUCCCUCCUGUCCACCUCCGAGGGCCCUUUUCACACAUAGUUGCUGUUCUUUUGCUUUUCUUUGUCCUCAGUAGGAAGUGAGCCAUGGUUCUUGGGAAGGCCUGAGUCUGCCCUUAGGGGGCACUCUCAGCCUGGUUCUGGCGCUGGCAUCUGCUCCCAUAUCCCCCUGGUGGACUCUUGGAUUGUCUGUCUUCUUACAACUUUAAGUAUCUUUUGCUUGGUCAGCAAUCUAGUGUCUUUAGAUGGACUCAGCUUUCAGCUAUUUUUUCUGCAUUUCUUGAAUCAUUUGUUUGUAGUUCCUCUUUCUUCAGUAGCCAGAUUUUUUCCCCUUAAGAUUUUAUUUUUAACUUUCCUAGUUAGGGAUCAAGCUGCACAAAGGAGGGGGUCAUUUUAAGGACACAGGGUCUGUCAUACCCAGGGUAGAAAGCCCAGUUGAUUCCUUUGCAUGGUGCUGAGACUGUAACCCUUUGCACUUAAGUCUUUCCUCCUGCUGUAGUUUGUUUGCAUGCGUGGUCCCCACGUAGACACCCCAGCGGUCAAGUUCAUACAGCCUUCAGCUGCAGGAAUCAUGACACAGAGUCCCAGUUCAUAUUUUUAAGAAUGAAUACGUUUAGCUCACACAUUGAUCAGCGUCCUUCCAGGCCACUUGGCUUUCAGCGAGGGCAAGGCGUGGUGGCAGACCAGGGAGCACCAGCACAGUCCUUUAGCUGGGAGUUGGGAACUUCUGAGGAGCAGGCUGUGGACUCCCUAGAGCCUCUGGGAAGACUUGGGCCCUAGGAGAAGAGCUACUGCUGUCCUGUCGUUUUGAGGAUGGAAAGGCAGGCUUGAGAACAUGCUGAGUUAUCAAGGAAAUCCUUAGGUUUAAUAUUGCCUGGUCACUGCCUUUGAUCCCUCCCUCCCCCAAUUAGCCUUGGCUUCCAGGAGUUUUCUCCUUCUUGAGUCUUGUCCCAGGUGACAUUUCUUAGUCUCCAUUUAGCCUCAGGUUUUUAGCCUUCUUUCUUUUAGAGAGAAGAUCACAGAUUCCCACUGUGACCACUACUCUGGGCUUCUGCACUCUCUUUAGGUUUUGGUGCUGAGUAUCUGUCUCCUGCAGCCCUCGUUACCCCCUUUCUCCUGGGCAGCGGAGCUCUGCAGCAGUGUCCUUGAGCCGCGUGCCCAAAGCACCUCGGGGACUGCUCACAGCCAUAAGAAUAGGUGAGAGUAGGGGCAGUUGCCAGGAUGUAAACUAGAGUGUGACGUGGAACGGAGCUUUUACCGCACAUCUUCCCACCUCAGUGUCCCGAUUAGCCUGGACUGCAGAUGCACACCACCACACCCAGCAUUACUACACAUCUGGUGUUCUUUUGGGUGGUUUUUUUUUUUUUCUUUUUUUGGUCUUUUUGAGACAGGGUCUCGCUAUGCAGUUCAGGCUGGCCUUGAGCUCACUUUGUAGCCCAGGCUGGCCUCGAACUUGCAUUGAUCCCCCUGCCUCAGCCUCCUGAGUAAUGGGAUUACAAGUGUGAGCCACCAUGCCCACUUACGGUUUUUAGUUUGGGUUCGGGUUUGGAUUUUUUUGGUGCUAGGGAUGGAACUCAUGACCUUGAGCUUGCAAGGCAGGUGCUUAUGCCACUGAGCUAAAUCCUCGGCCCCUGGCUAUGGUUUUUUUUAAAACCCCACCCCUACGCAUUUUUAGACAGGCUGCCUGUAUUCUUCCUUGACCCUGUGUUAAAGCUUUUUAAAAAUUUUUUUAAAGCUAUGCUGCUGCUUGCCUGGAUCUUUGGAUCCUACUUAUCCUGUCCUAGGGCCAGUGCUGAGUUGUGAGGCAUUUUGUACUGCCUUGUUUAAAACUUUUUUUAAACCACUAGAGUCAUUUGAUAAACAAGUAACCUAAACAUCCAGAAAUACACAUUGAGGUACAUAGGAAGGGCAUGGCAUCAAACUUCCCACUUGAUGGUGUAGUUCAGGCUCCUGAGUGAAGGAGCAGAGGGACAGUAAUGCCUUGUGCCUUCACAGUGUCCCAGAAAAUCUGCGCUGUCCACAGGGGGCAAUUGCCAGUGUUUCUUGGUUCCAGAAAGUAGCGCAAGAGUACGAUGGGGAAACAGGAGAGGGAGCACGAGCUCUGCACAUGCUGCAGGUUGCAUAGAAGCUGCACUGUGGAGGGGCCAGCUGUUGACUAACAGAAUAGCAGCUGUUUGGAGAUCUUGCUGCACUUUCCCUAGUAUAGUGCGUGAAAAAAAUGUGGCUCACCACUCCCUUUGUUUGUACAGAGCUAAGGCAGAAAGCCAACCUUAAAUCUACUGACCUGGCAGCUAAAACAUCCACAAAGUUCUCAUCACCUGAUCCUGUAUUCCUGAUUCAGUCCCAGCAAUGAAUGAGAGGUGGUCCCCGCAUCGCCUGGCCCAUGCCUGCCUCCACCCAGGAAGCAGAGAGGCCCAGGCGCAGCCGGGCAGCUCCUGGGCUUGGGGCCGCUUCCCUGUGCGGGCCCCUGUGCAGGCCCCGAGGCGGUGUGUGCUGGGCCUGUGCUUUGCUUUCUUCCUCCCUUCCUCCCUCUGACCUUAGGGUAGAUGAGGGUAGCUGUGCCAGGAUGGCUGUCUUGAAACAGAAGAGGCUCAGGUCUGCUGAGGCAUCUGCAGAGCACGCGCUCCUCUCUGCCCUUCUUGUGCUGCGAUGAGGGAGCCUGCACAGUGCCAGGGAGAGCGGAUGCCUCCUGACCUGCCCUGCUUGGCACUAUUCGAGUGUCUUGGCCUUGAAUGAAAAGCCUCAGUUCCUGCUGAAAUGGGGUAGGGCCUGGCAGCUGUGAGGCACCUCCUCUGUCUGCCUUUCGGCUGUGGUGACUUGGCGCUUUUAACCUUAUAUAUCUUUUUUUCUUUAUUCAAAACAAAACAAUUUUUAGCACACUGAAAAAAAAAAAAGCCAAAUGUUUUGUGCCUUUCUAAGGCAGCACUGUAUCCCAGGCUGCAUUUUAGGACUUAAUAUGGAAACACCAGAGUCUGAGCUUCUCCGCUUUAGUAUCCUAACCCUAGAAUCUUGGGGACAGGCAGUCCUUCUGUAGAUGGGAGGUGGCACAGGGGUGCAGUGUGUCUGUGGUCCCUUUCCCCUAUACCCUGGCGUCAUCUGGUUGAUUCAUUCAGCAGCUUAACUAUCAGAUUGGAUAUUUUGCCCCCUGUGGGACAAUUUCCGGGUGUGCCAACGCCGCCCAGCGUGGUCUGCCCGGAAGGCCAGGAAGUCUGAUCAGCCUCGUUGCUUUUGCUGGAUUCUGAGCCGCCACAGGCCUGUCUCUCAAGAGUUGCUCUCCUUUCAGUUGAAGGCUUCAGACUUAAAGCAUUAAACAGCUACGUCCCCUACAGCGUCUCAUUUUCCCGGGGCAGAGGCCACAAGGAACACACCAGAGGCCCGGAGGUGUGGUGGCUGUAAUAGGGUUCAGGGAAAAAAACGUUUUCAUGCAGUGACAUUUUGCUUAUCUCUCAUCCUUCAGUUCUUCCCUGCCUUUAACUAAUAAUUGGAAGAUAGAAACAGUUCUCUUUAUGGCCCUUCUUAUUCAAGAUUUUGAAAUUCUUGGCCUGGGUGGGGCUGGGGAGAACUUGGGUGUUUUCUCCAGAAUGAUGAAUCCCAAUUUGUAUAUCAGUGUUAAGAAGAAAACAAAAUACACUUAGAUGAGAUUUUUCAUGGACUAUUUUAAAAACUGUGUCAUUAAUUUAAAAAUUUAUAUUAGCAGUAUUUAAUCAUUCUCACCUGUAAAGAAUAAGAAAAACAGAAGGUAAAUAUUCUUACGGAGAAUAGCAGAGCUUUAAGAUUCAUUUUCAAGUCCAUUUUGUUUUGCCAAUGUAUUAAUGUUAGAGAUCUGUUAUACUAAUGUUAUUUAUUAAUUUUUUCAUUUCCAUAUACAGUUAACUAAAGAGCUUUUUCAAGCACCCAUGUCUGUAAAAAAAAAAUAUUUUUAAAUAAAGUUUCUUUUAUCGUA